Girardinichthys multiradiatus is the source of this 1748-nucleotide messenger RNA. RefSeq names its product protein SET-like. The transcript has 8 exons. NCBI's taxonomy places the organism in Eukaryota, Metazoa, Chordata, Actinopteri, Cyprinodontiformes, Goodeidae. The coding region runs from base 163 to 963 and encodes 266 amino acids. Gene Ontology annotation, cellular component: chromatin; nucleus. The record is from RefSeq and is a predicted model, not a curated record. Gene Ontology annotation, molecular function: chromatin binding; histone binding. Gene Ontology annotation, biological process: nucleosome assembly.
AGAGAGCCGUACAUGUGUUGACAGAGGCGGUUUGGUUUGUUCCCAUCGUGGUGCUGCUGGUAGACUGUUGUUUGUGAGGAGAAGUAACUUUUGUCCUCAGGAGAAAGGAUUUUACCCGCCCGGGAUAAACUUCUGGUCUAAAGAGUGUCGGAGAGCGGUACCAUGUCGGCCUCAGCGGCUAAAGCGAGCAGGAAGGAGAAUUCAAACCACGACGGAGCAGAUGAGACCUCCGAAAAAGAGCAGCAGGAAGCGAUCGAACACAUCGAUGAAGUACAGAAUGAAAUCGACAGAUUAAACGAACAGGCGAGUGAAGAAAUUUUAAAAGUAGAGCAGAAGUACAACAAGUUACGCCAGCCGUUCUUUCAGAAGAGAUCAGAGCUCAUAGCCAAAAUCCCAAACUUCUGGGUCACAACAUUCGUCAACCAUCCACAAGUUUCGGCGCUUCUGGGGGAGGAGGACGAGGAAGCUCUUCAUUAUCUGUCGAAGGUUGAAGUCACAGAGUUCGAGGACAUCAAGUCUGGAUACAGAAUAGAUUUUUCCUUUGACGAGAAUCCAUACUUUGAGAACAAAGUUCUCUCCAAAGAGUUUAAUGUGAAUGAGGGCGGAGAUCCAGUUUCCAAAUCUACUGAGAUCAAAUGGAAAGCUGGAAAGGAUCUGACCAAACGAACCGGCCAGACGGCAAACAAAGCUGGGAAGAAGCGUCAGCAUGAGGAGCCGGAGAGCUUCUUCACCUGGUUCACCGACCACUCAGACGCCGGAGCCGACGAGCUCGGAGAGGUGAUCAAGGAUGACAUCUGGCCCAACCCUCUGCAGUACUACCUGGUCCCCGACAUGGAGGACGAGGAGGGUGAGGAUGAUGAAGAGGAGGACGAGGAGGGUCUGGAGGACAUCGAUGAAGGAGAGGAAGAGGAGGGUGAAGAUGAGGAUGGGGAAGAUGGAGAGGACGACGGAGAAGACGACUGAAGGCUUCAGUCGGCACCGUCCUCCUGUGAUCCGUCUGAGGGAGGAAGUGUGGUUUUAGGAGGGAGGGGUUUUGUAAAAAGUCAUUUUUUUGUUUCUAAUAUUUUUCCUCCUGUGUGUCGUCGACCCGUCUGCGUCGUCCUUCUGCGGGCCGUUCAAUGAGACCAGCUUCGGGUCUGCCCGAGGAGGGCGCCGGACUCUCCUGUCAUCGUUUCUCCACGUCUUCAGACACACAAGAUAAAAACCCAAUAACUUUGUAGCAUUCUGCACGUCAUUUCCCGUAGAUUACAGAGGCGUACGUUAGUCUGAGAUGGCGGUUCUGUUGUGUUUCCUAAAAUAAGCCGUGGUGCAGUGAGAACCUAGCAUCUUUAACCACUUUUCUAUAUAUAUAAAUGUAUAUUGUAUGGGGUGGUGGGGGGGCUUACAGAUGAAGCAGCACCAGCUCGUUCCUCUCAGUCUCUAAAUGUUUUUGCUCAGAAAGCCAGUUUAAUCUGACCUGACUCGACCCGCUUCUUUUAAAUAAAAACCCAAACUGGGAACCUGUUUCUGUUUCUCGGCCAAUUUAUAAAAAAUCUGAUUGGAUCCUGAAAUAAAUUGGAGAGUUGAAGUUCUGCUCAACAGAAGUUUCUGGAUGCAGAAUUGAAUCAGUUGGUCCAACAUGAGAAGAUGAGCUUUUCUAGAUGUUCUGGCUUUCUGACGUGACCUUUAAUAGUGAUCAGAUGUCCUUGCUAAAUAUGUCUCACCUCACUGGAAGUGACUUUUAUAAUAAACCAAUAUGGCCGAAUCAA